Myotis myotis is the source of this 1053-nucleotide messenger RNA. It is a transcript of the gene ACOXL, whose product is annotated as acyl-CoA oxidase like. Gene Ontology annotation, cellular component: peroxisome. The record is from RefSeq and is a predicted model, not a curated record. Gene Ontology annotation, biological process: lipid homeostasis; fatty acid beta-oxidation using acyl-CoA oxidase. NCBI's taxonomy places the organism in Eukaryota, Metazoa, Chordata, Mammalia, Chiroptera, Vespertilionidae. Gene Ontology annotation, molecular function: acyl-CoA oxidase activity; FAD binding; fatty acid binding.
AUGGACAUUCAGACGGACUCUGCAGGGAAUGCCAUGGGUGCCAGCUGGAGGUUGCUGGCAGAGAAAACAAAGAAUUGUGUCAGUCGAAGCCCUGUCAUAGGAGAAGUGCUCUCCACAGCGGACAUGGCCACCGCAGUAACAUGUGGAAUAAUUUAUUGGCUAUUUGGUGGUGCGGUCAGGAAUCUCAGAAGCCCAGCACAUAUAACUAAGUGGCUUCAGCCACUCCAGGAGCAGAAAUACACUGGGAUGUUUGCAAUGACUAAGAGGGGCCAUGGGAGCAACUUGAGAGGGAUCCAGACCGAAGCCACUUGUGACCUCACUGCACAGUAGUUUGUGAUCCACACACCAUGUGAAGAUGCUAAAAAGAUGUACAUCGGAAAUGCCAUGCACAGGAACUACGCUGCGGUCUUUGCCCAGCUCAUUGUGGUUGGACGGUGUUAAGGGCCCCACUGCUUUAUUGUUCCUGUCUGAGACGAAAAUGGAAGCUUGUACCCAGGAGUGACUGUGGUUGAUAUGAUGUACAAAGAAGGUCCACCUGGUGUGGAUAAUGGAAUUUUAAUAUUUGCCGAGGUUCGGAUACCAAGGGACAACCUGCUGGAUCAGUUUGGGUCUGACCCAGAUGGGCAGUACCAUUCCCCUAUUAAGAACAAGAGUGCAAGAUUCAACCCGAUGCUGCCAGCACUGAUCCCUUUGAGAUCAGUGGUGACUUUCCAGGCUAUCGGCGCCAUGAAGGACAUGAUGCUGGAACUGUCACUUUACUGGACCAAAGUCAGCAGUAAAUUCUGCAAGGCUUCCAGGAGCAACAAGCACCCUAACGGGGCCACGGUGCUGCGCGUGCCCGGAAACGCCGCGGUCCCCCUGGGCAGAGUGGCCGCUGCGGAGAGGCUGCCGGCCAUCCUGAAGGGCAAGUGCGCCGCUGCUGCCAGUGCUGCCGCAUCCGUGGAGACUGUGGGUGUCCGGCUUCUUUGGAAGGGCGCGCAGUCCAGCAGCACCCUGGCUCCUGGCCCACAUGACAGCCACCAGCUGGAGCCCUGGAGCAGCGGCCACCUCUGA